GGGAAGUCCAAAGAGGACAAUAUCUAUUAGCGGUGGGCUUGAACUGUUACGGAUAAGUAGUAGGUGCCAUCUCUAUCAGAUUCAUGGUCAGAAACAUCAUGAUCCGAGGCAGUGUAGGCAAACUUUCGAUCCUUUCUGAUACACCAAUUCUGUUUUCUUCCUACUUUUGGAAUGAUUAAAAGUGCUUUUUAGAACUGUUAGAAGUACUUUUCGUAAAGUUUAGAGAAAAGCCAGAACUUGGCUUAGAACAUUUUUGCAGCACUCAUUCUACACUGACUUUAAAUAUUGUUGGUUCAUCCAAUGACAGAGAGAAGGCAAAGCAGCAACAACAACAAGGGGGGAAUCCAUUAGGUUGAUAUUGGGGAAAGCGAACAAAGUGGCAGAAGCUUGCUGAUGAAACGGAUUUGAGUCUGUGGAGUGGAGCUCUGAUUCUGGGUCAUGGAUUAAGACGAAGAUCUGCUUGUUUCUGAGCGUGGAAGCUUUAGGGGAGGUUUUUGGUUCUUACUCUUUUGAAUAUUCAGUCUCUCCUCUGAUGGGUUUAGGCUGUUUUGUUAUGUUUUUUUGUUUUGAUGCCAUGGAUGCCUCGCUGCUGCUUUGAAUAGUGAUAUCUCAGAAGUGGUGUUCUUUUGUGUUUAAGUUAACUAUGGCUAUUAAUCAGAAACCUCGCCUCAAAGAUUCUGCUCUGAGACGUUUUAAAUUGGUUAUUCUUGUGACAUUAUUGGGGUUCUUGCUGUUUAUGAUCCUUAUGGAAACGAAUUUGUUUCAGAAUUUUGCUCCUUGGUCUUCUGAUAAUAUUCGUGAGGAUCCAUAUGCUGGCUUUGGUCGUUUUGAUUCUAAUGAUGAACUUAAGCUGCCCAAACAAACUGAGUUAUCGAUUCGUUUAGAAAAGCGAAAUCGAUUGCCACUUCGAAACUUAGAUCUGUAUCCAAAUCUAGCCAAGGAUCAUAUACCUAUUGUACUUUAUGUGCACAAUCGACCGCAGUAUCUUCGAGUCGUAAUCGAUAGCUUGUCCAAAGUUACAGGAAUAAGUGAAACCUUGCUAAUUGUUAGCCAUGAUGGGUACUUUGAAGAAAUGGACAAGCUUGUCCAGAACAUCAGGUUUUGCUCAGUGAAACAGAUUUUUGCUCCAUACUCUCCUCAUCUCUUUCCCGACAGCUUUCCCGGUGUCUCGCCUACAGAUUGUAUGGGGAAACAUUAUCCUAUGCUAACAACAAAUUGCAGAGGGAAUCCUGAUCAGUAUGGAAACCAUCGGUUGCCUAAAAUCGUUUCGUUAAAGCACCAUUGGUGGUGGAUGAUGAACACGGUGUGGGAUGGAUUGGAGGAGACGCGGGGGUUGUCGGGUCAUAUUUUGUUUAUUGAGGAAGAUCAUUUUAUAUUGCCAAAUGCGUAUCGGAAUCUGCAGUUUCUCGUGUCGUUGAAGCCUAAAAAAUGUCCUGAAUGCUAUUCUGUGAAUCUAGCUCCUAGUGAUGUGAAAUCAAGAGGUGAGGGUAACAAUUUUCUCGUUGCAGAGAGGAUGGGAAAUAUUGGUUAUGCUUUCAAUAGGUCUGUUUGGAAGAAAAUCCAUAAGAAAGCAAAGGAGUUCUGUUUUUUUGAUGAAUACAAUUGGGAUAUAACAAUGUGGGCAACCGUUUUCCCCUCGUUUGGCAGCUCUGUUUAUUCACUUCGAGGCCCUUGGACGAGCGCAAUUCACUUUGGCAAAUGUGGUUUACACCAGGGUCAGGACGAGGGGGAUGUUUGUAUCGAUAACGGUUUGUUAAACAUCGACGUUAAAGAUAUCGACAAAGUUGUGAACAUUAAUUCGGAGUGGCCAGUCGAAGUCUUCAGAGGUCAGCCUGGCUAUGGAGCUGGGUUCAGGGGUUGGGGAGGUUGGGGUGAUGAAAGAGACCGUCAGUUGUGUCUAAAUUUUGCUCAAAUGUAUCGUUCCACGCCGAACGUAUCCCGUUCAUGAAGAUUUGGUGACCGAAUAGUUUUUCCACUUGAAGUAGCUUAGAUGAUUCACUUAUGUGUGGUUUGUUGACAUGAUUACUCGAAGAAUCAUUAUCUGUAGGUCUACUGACUGUGUCUUCGAUCAUACGUUUAACACGGGAACGAGAUUUUGAUGCUUAUGAUAAAUGAUAUUGUCGAACUAUUCGUCCUGCGCCGGUCAGGUUAGAGUGACAAUGAUCUUCUUGACUGUUUUCCUCUCUAAAAUGGUAUCUAUGAUUUACUAGAACACCUUUUAGCUGCUCAAGAGAAUGGUUCCUUUUUAAGAACUUGGAUACUCAUGGACUUAGUUUUACAAGCUUUGUCUGUUCUUUCUAUCUUUGAAGCUGACAAGCAUGUAUUACUGCUUCUAGUUGCUUAUGAAUCUUCAUCUUGAAACCA
This is a messenger RNA of Cucurbita moschata (crookneck pumpkin), 2364 nucleotides long. Its product is annotated as alpha-1,6-mannosyl-glycoprotein 2-beta-N-acetylglucosaminyltransferase. NCBI's taxonomy places the organism in Eukaryota, Viridiplantae, Streptophyta, Magnoliopsida, Cucurbitales, Cucurbitaceae. Gene Ontology annotation, molecular function: alpha-1,6-mannosylglycoprotein 2-beta-N-acetylglucosaminyltransferase activity. The transcript has 2 exons. Bases 644 to 1948 code for a protein of 434 amino acids. The record is from RefSeq and is a predicted model, not a curated record. Gene Ontology annotation, cellular component: Golgi membrane; Golgi stack. Gene Ontology annotation, biological process: protein N-linked glycosylation; oligosaccharide biosynthetic process.